Messenger RNA from Ostreococcus lucimarinus CCE9901, 807 nucleotides. RefSeq lists its product with no specific name. Lineage: Eukaryota; Viridiplantae; Chlorophyta; Mamiellophyceae; Mamiellales; Bathycoccaceae. The transcript has a single exon. The record is from RefSeq and is a predicted model, not a curated record. Gene Ontology annotation, molecular function: iron ion binding. Bases 1 to 807 code for a protein of 268 amino acids.
AUGAGCGCGGUGCGGGAGGUGAACGACAUGAAGGGAAACGCGAGGGACGUGCAAGUGCGGGCAAAGCGGGUGUUCGCUGGGAUACUGCCGGCGAUCGGGAUCGGGUUCGUGCCGCCGAUUUGGAAAAAGGCCAUCCAGCCGAAUACGCCGGAUUGGGCGGCGAAUUACGCGUUCGUGUUGGUGUUCACGAACUUGUUUCCGUGGCUCAUGGGACCGAUGGAAGGGGUCGAUCACGUCGAGGUUCCCACGCCGGCGUGGUUGACGAAGACGUUUAAGAAUGUGCCAAAGUUUGUGCGCGUGCCGCAAGCCGUCAAGGCGGAGCGGUGUCGGUUUUUAGAGACGUCGCAGUGCGCGAGCGUGUGCGUGAACACGUGCAAGGCGCCGUCGCAGGAGUGGUUGAAGGAGGACUUUGGGAUGGAUUUACACAUUCAACCCAACUACGACGACUUUUCCUGCCAAUGGAAGUUCAACGUCGUCCCGCCCCCGCUGUACGAAGACGCCGCCGUCAUGGUGCCCUGCUUUUCCAAGUGCGACUCCGAGUUCAAGGGCGAAAAAGACGCCUUCCGCCAGCGCGUCCGCGUCGCCACGGGCGUCGGCAUCGUCGACGGCGUCGACACGUACACCGGUGAAACCCUAGAACAAAUCGCCGCCCGCGCCUCCGCCGAGGCGCGCGCCGACGCCGCGUACGCCGACGGCACCGCCGCGAGCGCCGCCGCCUUCGCCUCGCGCGCCGACGACGUCGUCUCCUCCGGCAAGUGUUGGUCCGUCGACGAGCGUCGCGACGCCAUGAGCGACGCAUCGCAGUAG